This is a messenger RNA of Pangasianodon hypophthalmus (striped catfish), 5015 nucleotides long. RefSeq names its product polymerase (RNA) III (DNA directed) polypeptide A (gene polr3a). The record is from RefSeq and is a predicted model, not a curated record. Gene Ontology annotation, molecular function: DNA-directed RNA polymerase activity; DNA binding. NCBI's taxonomy places the organism in Eukaryota, Metazoa, Chordata, Actinopteri, Siluriformes, Pangasiidae. Gene Ontology annotation, biological process: DNA-templated transcription.
AUGUUACAGAUCAGUAUAGUGCAGAAGCACAUCUGUUUUGGGAUGAAGUGCGAGCAGAUGCGGCAGCAGGCUCACAUUCAGGUGGUCAGUAAGAACCUGUACAGCCAGGACACGUCUCACACACCGCUGCCCUACGGAGUGCUGGACCCACCGCAUGGGACGAGUGAGAAGGACCGUGGCUGUGAGACGUGUGGGAAGAACCUGGCAGAUUGUUUGGGUCAUUACGGUUAUGUGGAUUUGGAGCUGCCCUGCUUCCACAUCGGCUACUUUAAAGCCAUCAUCGGCAUCCUGCAGAUGAUCUGUAAGACGUGUUCUCGGAUCAUGCUGAGUAAAGAGGAGAGGCAGCAGUUGGAUUAUCUGCGGCGUCCCGGGUUGCCGUACCUGCAGAAACGCGGCCUGAAGAAGAAAAUCUCAGACAAGUGCAGGAAGAGGAACGUGUGUCUUUACUGCGGAGCCUUCAACGGUGUGCCCGGUGAAGAAUGUGGUCUGUUGAAGAUCAUCCAUGAGAAGUAUAAAAGCAGUAAGAAGGUGGUAGCCAUUGUGUCUGAUUUCCUGCAGUCCUUCGACACGGCCAUCGAACACAACAAGAGGUGGAGGGGACUGCUCACCAGAGCUCAGGAAAACCUGAAUCCUCUGGUGGUGCUGAAUCUUUUCCGGAGAAUUCCCGGUGAGGACGUUCCUCUGCUUCUGAUGAAUCCGGAGGCGGGGAAACCCUCUGACCUCAUCCUGACCCGCCUCCUGGUCCCGCCCCUCUGUAUCCGCCCCUCUGUCGUCAGUGACCUCAAAUCGGGUACUAACGAGGACGACCUCACCAUGAAGCUGACCGAGAUCAUCUUCCUCAACGACGUCAUCAAGAAGCACCGCAUGUCAGGAGCUAAAACUCAGAUGAUCAUGGAGGACUGGGACUUCCUGCAGCUGCAGUGUGCUCUCUACAUCAACAGCGAACUGUCAGGAAUCCCGCUCAACAUGGCACCCAAGAAGUGGACUAGAGGAUUUGUCCAGAGGCUGAAGGGCAAACAGGGACGUUUCCGUGGUAACCUGAGUGGAAAGAGAGUGGAUUUUUCCGGAAGAACAGUCAUCUCUCCCGACCCGAACCUGAGGAUCGACGAGGUCGCUGUUCCUGUCCACGUCGCCAAAAUCCUCACUUACCCAGAGAAGGUGACCAAAGCCAACAUGGAGCUGAUGAGGAAGCUGGUGAAGAACGGACCAGACGUUCAUCCUGGAGCGAACUUCAUCCAGCAGAGACACAUGCAGAUGAAGAGGUUCCUGAAGUACGGGAACAGAGAGAAGAUGGCUCAGGAGCUGAAGCUGGGGGACGUGGUGGAGAGACACAUGAUCGAUGGAGACAUCGUCCUGUUUAACCGCCAGCCGUCACUACACAAACUCAGCAUCAUGGCACACAUCGCGCGUGUGAAACCCCACCGGACCUUCCGCUUUAACGAGUGUGUGUGUACGCCUUAUAACGCCGACUUUGAUGGAGACGAGAUGAACCUUCACCUGCCGCAGACUGAGGAGGCCAAAGCUGAGGCUCUCGUACUCAUGGGGACGAAAGCUAACCUGGUCACCCCAAGGAAUGGUGAACCUCUGAUCGCUGCUAUUCAGGACUUUCUCACAGGUGGUUAUCUUCUCACUCUGAAGGACACGUUCUUCGAUCGAGCUAAAGCCUGUCAGAUCAUCGCCUCCAUCCUGGUGGGCAAAGACGAGAAGCUCAAAAUCGCCCUCCCUCACCCUGCUAUUAUAAAGCCCGUGUGUUUGUGGACAGGGAAGCAGAUCUUUAGUUUAAUCCUGAAGCCCAGUAAGAUCUGCCCGGUGAAGGCGAACCUGAGAACCAAAGGCAAACAGUACUGCGGCCGAGGAGAGGACCUGUGUCACAACGACUCCUUCGUGGUGAUCCAGAACAGUGAGUUACUGAGUGGCAGUAUGGAUAAAGGCACGCUGGGUUCAGGGUCAAAGAACAAUAUCUUCUACAUCCUGCUGAGAGACUGGGGUCAGGUGGAGGCAGCUGACGCCAUGAGCCGCCUCGCCCGAGUCGCACCCACAUACCUCUCUAACCGUGGGUUCUCCAUCGGGAUCGGGGACGUGACCCCUGGUCAGGGUCUGCUGAAGGCCAAACAGGAACUGCUCGAUGCCGGGUACAAGAAGUGUGACGAGUACAUCGAGGCCCUGAAUACAGGAAAACUACAGCAACAGCCGGGUUGUACAGCUGAGGAGACGCUGGAGGCGCUGAUCCUUAAAGAGUUGUCAGUAAUUAGAGAUCACGCUGGCAGUGCGUGUCUGAGAGAGCUGGACAAGAGCAACAGUCCACUCAUCAUGGCUCUGUGUGGCUCGAAAGGCUCCUUUAUUAACAUCUCUCAGAUGAUAGCGUGUGUGGGUCAGCAGGCCAUCAGUGGCUCUCGAGUUCCCGAUGGAUUUGAGAAUCGAUCGCUGCCGCACUUUGAGAAACACUCAAAACUUCCCGCAGCUAAAGGCUUUGUGGCAGACAGUUUUUACUCGGGUUUGACCCCCACUGAGUUUUUUUUCCACACUAUGGCUGGCCGUGAGGGGUUAGUGGACACGGCGGUGAAAACAGCAGAGACCGGCUACAUGCAGAGGCGUUUGGUGAAGUCUCUGGAGGAUCUGUGCUCUCAGUAUGACCUCACCGUGCGCAGCUCCACCGGUGACAUCAUCCAGUUCAUCUACGGAGGAGACGGACUCGACCCCGCUGCCAUGGAGGGCAAAGACGAACCGCUCGAGUUCAAGAGAGUGCUGGAUAACAUCCGGGCGGUCUACACCUGUGCUGAUGAACCUGCUCUGAGUAAAAACGAGCUGGUGCUGACCGCUGACUCCAUCAUGAAGAGGAACGACUUCACCUGCUGCAGAGACACCUUCUUACAGACAAUGACUGGUACUGGUGCUCAGAGGUUUACAGAGGAAAUUAAAAAAUUUAUCAACAGCGUGGCAGAGAAAAUCAAGAAGACCCGAGACAAGUACGGCAUAAACGAUAAUGGAUCCACAGAGCCUAAAGUUUUGUACCAGCUGGACAGAAUCACGCCCACACAGCUGGAGAAGUUUCUGGAAACAUGCAGGGACAAGUACAUGAGAGCUCAGAUGGAGCCGGGCUCGGCCGUGGGCGCUCUGUGUGCUCAGAGUAUCGGAGAGCCUGGAACCCAGAUGACCCUGAAGACGUUCCACUUUGCGGGUGUGGCGUCGAUGAACAUCACGCUGGGGGUACCCCGCAUCAAAGAAAUCAUCAACGCCUCCAAGAACAUCAGCACACCGAUCAUCACUGCACACCUGGACACGGAGGACGACGCAGACUUCGCCCGGCUGGUGAAGGGCAGGAUUGAGAAGACGCUCCUGGGAGAGAUCUCAGAGUACAUAGAGGAGGUGUUUCUGCCUGAUGACUGCUUCAUCCUGGUGAAACUCUCACUCGAGAGGAUCCGUCUUCUCAGACUGGAGGUGAACGCAGAGACAGUCAGGUACUCUAUCUGUAUGAGUAAGCUGCGUGUGAAGCCGGGUGAUAUAGCGGUUCACGGUGAGGCGGUGGUGUGUGUGUCUCCUCGAGAGAACAGCAAGAGCUCCAUGUACUACGUCCUGCAGUCACUCAAACAGGAGCUGCCCAAGGUUGUUGUACAGGGCAUUCCCGAGGUUUCGCGCGCUGUGAUCCACAUUGAUGAACAAAGCGGCCGUCAGAAGUUCAAGUUGCUGGUGGAGGGAGACAACCUGCGCGCUGUCAUGGCAACACACGGUGUCAACGGCAACCGCACCACGUCCAACAACACAUACGAGGUGGAGAAGACGCUGGGCAUCGAGGCCGCGAGGACGACCAUCAUUAAUGAGAUCCAGUACACCAUGGUGAAUCACGGCAUGAGCAUCGACCGGCGUCACGUCAUGCUGCUCGCUGAUCUCAUGUCCUACAAGGGGGAGAUUCUGGGCAUCACUCGCUUCGGCUUGGCCAAGAUGAAGGAGAGCGUCCUGAUGCUGGCGUCGUUCGAGAAGACCGCUGAUCAUCUGUUCGACGCUGCGUAUUUCGGACAGAAAGAUUCUGUGUGUGGUGUGUCUGAGUGUAUAAUAAUGGGAAUCCCCAUGAACAUUGGCACUGGUCUGUUUAAACUCUUACACAGAGCAGACAAAGAACCCAAUCCUCCACAGAGAACCCUGCUGUUUGACACAGCUGACUUCCAUAUACCACUGGCCUCCUAGCACACACACACACACACACACACACACACACACACACACACACACACACACACACACACACACACACACACACUGUUAAACAGUUGGUAAUGUCAUGGGAAUGACACAUUUGGCACACAUCCAUACAUACUUAUAUAUAGACACAUAAUUAUAAUACUAACUAUAUAUUGAGAUUAUAUAGAUUUACAUUAAGUGUGUGUGUGUAUACACACACACCCAGACACACACACACACACAUUUUAUAUAUAUAUAUAUAUAUAUAUAUAUAUAUAUAUAUACAGUUCUGUGCAAAAGUCUUAGGCACAUGCAAAGAAAUGCUGUAGAGUAAAGACGCCUUCAACAAUAAUGAAACUAAAUGUUACUAAAUUCUACAUUUAAAAAACCCUAUAAAGAGCAGUAAACUGUAAUAAAUGAAACAAAGUCAGUAUUUAAUGUGACGAUCCUUCACUUUAAAUAAAUAAAGCAGUAUCUGAGGUGCAGUGUGUGCAGUUUUAUAAGGAAAUGAGCUGGAAGUGUUACUGAGCAUCUUGCAGAAGCAGCCACAGUUCUUCUGGAGACUUUGACUGUCGACUCGCUUCUUAUUUCUGCAGCGAAACCCAGCAGCCUUCAUUAUGUUUUUAUCUGAAAAGUGUCUCUUAUGGAAUCUGCUGCUUUCUUUACUGACACACAAACAUUUUACUGUAACGUUUCAUUUUGUGCUGGAAAACUAAUGUUUGGAAUCUAAAAUGAUUUUGUACUGAAUCAAUAAUGUAGAAGUCAGAAAAUAAACAUCUAUAACAAAGUUUGUAGUAAAGAAAAGAAAAAAAGAUGGGGGGGGGCAUGAUUUUUGCACA